AUGUCAUCAUCCGAGAAAGCAAGCACAAAGACAUCUGCAGCAGCAGCAUUCUAUGUGCGAGGAAGCAAACGACUCACAGCCCUAUUAGUGACCCUUUUGGUUUUUCUCUUUCUUUCACUAUUGACGCUAUCAAAAGCAACACUUGGUGGUAACGGGUGUGAGAUGGGUGGCCGGUUACGGACAUGGAACGAGGCCCUGGCAUUUUCAACCGGCAGCUCAAGCAAAACAACCUUUAUCAACCUGAACGACCUGGAAGCUUCUCCUAAUGCCAAGGAAAAACAAGAGCACGUCUUGAUCUUGACACCUUUGAAAAAUGCAUCACCCUAUCUUCCACGCUACUUUGAGCUGCUUGAUCGCAUGACAUACCCCAAGCAUCUCAUCACGGUUGCUUUUCUUGUAUCGGAUACGGAUGACGAUACCGUGGAUAAACUCAAGGAACAAGCUGAUGUAUUUUUGAAUCGUGAGCACGACCGGUAUCACCACAUUGCCAUUUACGAAAAGGACUUUAACUUCGAAUUACCCGAGGAUAAGCGCCAUACUUUUGAAUUGCAACCCUUACGCCGUUCAUACAUGGCUCGCUCAAGAAACUAUUUGCUCACAGCCGCACUCCGAGAGGAACAUUCUUGGGUAUUGUGGCUCGAUGUCGACUUGGUUGAGUAUCCUGAUACCAUUUUGGAAGAUCUCAUGAGCGUGGAUGUGGAUGUUGUCGUUCCCAACUGCUUGCGUGAAACUGAGGAUAACUCCUUCUGGGGCUAUGACAAGAAUAAUUGGCAAGAGACCGAACAAUCGUUGGCUGUGCAAAAGGAUUUGGAUCCGGACUACGUACUACUCGAAGGCUACUACGAAUUCUUGACACACCGUGCACUCAUGGUGGAUAUGCCAACCCAUUUGGGUCGAUUAAACAAAGUACCUUUGGAUGGCGUGGGUGCAACCUUUACACUUGUCAAAUCGGAAGUGCAUCGUGAAGGUGCCAACUUCCCAGCCUACGUAUACCAGCAUCAGGUUGAAACGGAAGGCUUUGCCAAGAUGGCCAAAUCGAUGGGUUUUGGUGUAUACGGUCUACCAGGCUAUCUUAUUUAUCAUGUCAUGAACCAAUAA
Molecule: messenger RNA, 1098 nt
Organism: Lichtheimia ornata
Lineage: Eukaryota; Fungi; Mucoromycota; Mucoromycetes; Mucorales; Lichtheimiaceae
Exons: 3
Coding region: 1-1098 (365 amino acids)
Biological process (GO): cell wall mannoprotein biosynthetic process; protein N-linked glycosylation
Cellular component (GO): mannan polymerase complex
Molecular function (GO): alpha-1,6-mannosyltransferase activity
Source: RefSeq, a predicted model, not a curated record